CACUCCAAAGAGUAUGCAAUAAUUUGUAAAGUCCAAAAGAAAAAAUUGGAUGUGUCAUUAACUCACAAUAACAGGACUGUAAAUAAUUAGGUAAAAUUAUCAAUGCCACAGAUGAAUGGACAAUUUUAUGUUCAUCAUAGAGUGCAGUGAUCCUUUGUUAUCGUGGUGGACGGAUGAGGGUUACUAAUGGCGAUAAAUGGAUGUUCGAGCGGGCUGGUGGUGACGGCGGUGGUGGCACUGCUUCUGCUCCCAGCACAAUACUACGUGCCGGACCUGUAUGCCGGCGUGGAGGAUCCACUGACGAGUGUCGACCAGCCCGAGAGUCCGCCUAGCUCGUUCGCCUGGUUUGAUCUCGCGUUUGUUCACUUGCCGCCGCUGGACUUGUUCGUUACUGUCACAUUACUGCUCCUAGGGUUAUUCACAUACCUUUGCGAGUGGAUACAGAGAAAGCUGAUGGAAAGAAGAAUUGUAAAGUUGAACCAGUACCUGGGCGCCAGCGUGGAGCGGUUGCGCGCGUGGGACGCGCAGCAGGAGCAGCUCGAGGUGACGCUGAAGAUGGUGCAAAACGCCACCUCGGAGUACAACCUGCUGCUGUACCUGUUGCUCCGCCAGCACCGCUGCCUCGCCGGCCACAACGGACCGCCUUCAAACUGUUUCUUCGACAAAGGCCUCGAUGAUGACCUCAAUUUUUUAAGGAAUCCCACGCUCGAUGCGUAAUGUCUGCCGCGCGUUUAUUAUUUAAUAAUUAUAGUGUUCAGUUGUUUACGGUGCGGUUUU
This is a messenger RNA of Trichoplusia ni (cabbage looper), 777 nucleotides long. RefSeq lists its product as uncharacterized. Bases 187 to 717 code for a protein of 176 amino acids. NCBI's taxonomy places the organism in Eukaryota, Metazoa, Arthropoda, Insecta, Lepidoptera, Noctuidae. The transcript is spliced from 2 exons. The record is from RefSeq and is a predicted model, not a curated record.